Molecule: messenger RNA, 2278 nt
Organism: Salmo salar (Atlantic salmon)
Lineage: Eukaryota; Metazoa; Chordata; Actinopteri; Salmoniformes; Salmonidae
Source: RefSeq, a predicted model, not a curated record
AAUAGGUCUCGCGGACCAGUGAGUUUGCUCGAUUGUUCGCGAAAUUUACCUCAGUUUAGAGUGACUGAGCUGUGGACGAUCGGAUUACAAAGGCAGUUGUAGCUACAAGUUCUUAAAUGCAAAGAACUUCGAGGGAAGACAGCUAAAAUGAGUUCUUCGGAAGAGGAUGAUUUCCAUGAUUUGAAGACCUAUUUCUCAAAGAUUGAAUGGACCCAUCUUGUGAAAUGUGAGAAAGUUCGGUACAGAAACUUGAAGAGGAACCACCUGGCUAUGCUUACUAUAGGGCUGAACUCCCCAGUACCUGCUUUUAUGAGGAGAGGCAGACCUAAACUAGUGAACAAUGCUCCGCUUCUCGCACCCAGUGACUCCGAGGAGGAUGAGUGGACCCCUCGGCAGGAGAGAUGCCCACCAGCACCACGGAGCUUCCGACCCCCAACCAGGAGACCAGCAGUGUCUCGGGGAGUACCUCAGCCUGACAAUCCUGCUACACCUUCAGUACAGCCCCUCAGUGGUGAGGAGGCAGGACCCAGUAAUAUGGGGACAGAACCACCCCAGCCAUUCCUGGAGGAGCUGACUGAAAAAGUGGUCUUCCUCAGAGACGGCAGCACAGCAGACACACACAGUGGAGAUCAGGAGGGGCUAGGAGACAAGGAGGGUCAGAGUGAAGCAACCUCCAGCACCAGUGGAGGGGAGACAGAGCGUUCCACUCAGGGAGGAGGGGCAGACACCCCAGCUCUCACUCAGAGGGGGACUCCCUUGUUGCACCCCAAACCAUCAACCUCAGGUCUGUCUAAGAGAGAGUGGCUGGAAAGGCAGAAAGCACUGAACACAUACAAGCGCGGUAGAAACCUGAGAGACAGACCAAGAAUCACUUACACAGAGGAGGAGGUCCCCAAAGAUGACCACUACCUCUACUGUGAGGACUGCAAGUCUUUCUUCAUGGAGGAGUGUGAGCUCCAUGGUCCUGCCUUCUUCGUCCCUGACAUCCCUGUCCCCUUAGGAGCCCCUGAUAGGGCCAGACUCACCCUGCCAUCCGGCCUGGAGGUCAGGACAUCCGGCAUCCCUGAAGCAGGACUGGGUGUGUUCAACCAAGGAAACACUGUGCCUGCAGGAGCCCACUAUGGACCUUAUGAAGGAGAGAUCACAGACAAGGACCAGGCCAUGGAGAGUGGAUACUCCUGGGUGAUCUACAAGAGCAGACACUGGGACGACUACAUUGAUGCUGGGAGAGACACUCACUCCAAUUGGAUGAGGUAUGUGAACUGUGCUCGUAGUGAAGAAGAACAGAAUCUGGUGGCCUUCCAGUACAGAGGAGGGAUUCUGUACCGCUGCUGUAAGCCCAUAGCUGUUGGAGAGGAGCUGUUGGUUUGGUACGGAGGGGAGUACGCCAGAGACCUGGGCAUUGUCUUCGACUACCUCUGGGACAAAAAGAGCUCUGCUAAAGAUGUGAACGUUGAGUCUUUCCAGAUCUUCUCGUGCUCUGGCUGUCCGCUCUCCUUCACCUCUCAGAUCUUCCUCCUCAAGCACAUAAAGAGAUGUCACCAUGAUGAGUAUGUCAGACUGUUGAGGAGUGGAGAGAUCAGAUCAGAGAAUCUCAUGUCCUCCAGCAGCUCACAACACCAUGGAAGCACUACAGGUUCAUUCAACCCAGCUCCCACCAGGAAACAGAGAGAGACGGACAAGCCACGACCACACCGUUGUUCUCAGUGUGGGAAGAGCUUCACAACAGGGAGAAAUCUCAUCAUACACCAGCGCAUUCACACAGGAGAGAAGCCGUUUCACUGCUCUCAGUGUGGGAGGAGCUUCAGUCGGUCAGGACAUCUAAAGACACACCAGCGCAUUCACACAGGAGAGAAGCCGUUUCACUGCUCUCAGUGUGGGAAGAGCUUCAGUCAGUCAGGAGACUUAAAGACACACCAGCGCAUUCACACAGGAGAGAAGCCGUUUCACUGCUCUCAGUGUGGGAAGAGCUUCAGUCAGUCAGGAGACUUAAAGACACACCAGCGCAUUCACACAGGAGAGAAGCCGUUUCACUGCUCUCAGUGUGGGAAGAGCUUCAGUCAGUCAGGAACUCUAAAGAAACACAAGUGUUCUAAAAAGAGUAAAGAACUUUAGAUUUCUCUUUGGGACGGUGAUGUAACACUGAUAGAACAUUACACUUACAUCACUGUUACAAGAAAUAUAAAAGAUGAAUUAUUUUGAUAUCAAUUAUGGUAUUCGUGGAACUUUCAACUAACUGUUUUUUUUAAAAUUUGUUAGGCAUAAAUGUAUGAAUUGU